Molecule: messenger RNA, 2025 nt
Organism: Morus notabilis
Lineage: Eukaryota; Viridiplantae; Streptophyta; Magnoliopsida; Rosales; Moraceae
Product: threonylcarbamoyladenosine tRNA methylthiotransferase
Exons: 11
Coding region: 82-1941 (619 amino acids)
Biological process (GO): tRNA methylthiolation
Cellular component (GO): endoplasmic reticulum
Molecular function (GO): 4 iron, 4 sulfur cluster binding; tRNA (N(6)-L-threonylcarbamoyladenosine(37)-C(2))-methylthiotransferase activity
Source: RefSeq, a predicted model, not a curated record
CUAAUCGCGAUUUCUCUGGGCGUAAAAAGAAGCAAAAAUUCCCAACUUUCGCAGCAUCUCCUAAGCUGAGAGGUGACAGAAAUGGAGGACAUUGAGGAUUUGCUGGUCGGAAGCACUGGCGGUGCUCCUCCCGGCUUUCGCUUGCCAGUCACCGCCGUUGGAUUGAAACCGAAGAAGACCAAAAACAAACCUCUUCUCAAUAAAAACAAUACCCUCGCUCCUAAUAUCCCCGGCACUCAGACAAUUUAUAUAAAGACCUUCGGAUGCUCACACAACCAGAGUGACAGUGAGUAUAUGGCUGGUCAGCUUUCAGCAUUUGGUUAUUCGUUAAGUGACAACCCUGAUGAAGCAGAUCUCUGGCUUAUAAAUACCUGUACGGUUAAAUCUCCAAGUCAGUCUGCAAUGGACACUCUAAUAACAAAAGGCAAAAAUGCCAAAAAGCCACUGGUGGUGGCUGGUUGUGUGCCUCAAGGAAGUCGAGAUCUGAAAGAACUUGAAGGGGUCAGUGUAGUAGGAGUUCAGCAAAUUGACCGAGUUGUUGAAGUUGUUGAAGAGACCCUGAAAGGUCAUGAGGUGAGGCUGUUGACCCGCAAAACAUUGCCUGCACUCGACCUUCCCAAGGUGAGAAAGAACGAGUUCGUUGAGAUUCUUCCAAUUAAUGUCGGUUGUUUAGGUGCCUGCACUUACUGCAAAACAAAGCAUGCUCGUGGUCACUUGGGGAGCUAUAUAGUUGAUAGCCUUGUAGGACGGGUAAGAACUGUCAUAGCUGAUGGAGUUAAGGAGAUAUGGUUGAGCAGUGAAGAUACCGGAGCUUAUGGUCGUGACAUUGGGGUCAAUCUUCCAAUUUUGUUGAAGGCCAUCGUUGCUGAACUUCCUCCUGAUGCAAGCACAAUGCUUCGCAUUGGCAUGACAAACCCUCCUUUUAUUCUAGAGCACUUAAAAGAGAUAGCGGAUGUUUUGCACCACCCAUGCGUAUAUUCCUUCUUGCAUGUACCAGUUCAAUCUGGAAGUGACGCAGUCUUGACUGCUAUGAAUCGGGAAUAUACUGUUAGUGAGUUCAGGACUGUGGUAGAUACCUUGACUGAGCUUGUGCCUGGGAUGCAGAUUGCAACGGAUAUAAUAUGUGGAUUUCCUGGUGAAACAGAUGAAGAUUUUGCUCAAACCAUUGGCCUUAUCAAUAAGUACAAGUUCCCCCAAGUUCAUAUAUCGCAAUUUUAUCCUCGACCAGGGACGCCAGCAGCGAAAAUGAAAAAGGUUCCCAGUACUAUAGUGAAGAAACGGAGCCGUGAGUUGACUUCGGUUUUUGAAGCUUUCACACCUUAUAAUGGGAUGGAAGGGAGGGUGGAAAGAAUUUGGAUAACAGAUAUUGCAACAGACGGAGUUCAUUUGGUUGGCCAUACCAAGGGAUACGUGCAGGUGCUUGUGGUUGCUCCAGAGAGUAUGCUUGGGACUUCAGCCAUUGUGAAAAUAACAUCCGUGGGAAGGUGGUCAGUUUUUGGAGAAGUGAUCGAGACUAUCCAGGAUGUAAAUUACAAGAAAACUUCAAGCACGAGAUCGUCUAGUGAGAACAAAUGUAGCCCGUGCUCCGACCCCUGCAAUGCCUGUGCGUCUUCAAGAGUGCAAGAAACCUGUGCUUGUGGACCUGAAGGCUGUGGAGGAACUACUUUGGAAGAAAGUGCCGUCUCAACAAAUGCCAUCCCACAAGAGGAUCGAAGUAGCAGAAAUCUGAUUGGAUGGUUGCUUAGGAAGAGAAAGAACAAUGUUGUGCAAAAAAUGGAGAGUGAAGUUUCAUCUGGAUUUAAGAAAAAGCUAGAGUGGGUUGGAGAAAGCAAGGGUUCGUGGAAUGUGGUCGAUAGAGUUCUUCUGGGUGGAAUACUUGUGAGCUUCCUGACAAUUUUAACACUACUAAUACAUCAUGGAUUUAGGACUUUGUCUAACUAACAAAACAUUGGUUUUUUUGUUUUUUGUUUUUUUUUUUUUUUUAUACCUACUUUUGUCAACAAUUUUGAUUGAAGAUGUUCCCAU